Messenger RNA from Phaeodactylum tricornutum CCAP 1055/1, 561 nucleotides. RefSeq lists its product with no specific name. The coding region runs from base 1 to 561 and encodes 186 amino acids. Lineage: Eukaryota; Bacillariophyta; Bacillariophyceae; Surirellales; Neidiaceae. The record is from RefSeq and is a predicted model, not a curated record. The transcript has a single exon.
AUGAGAGCCGAGCUUUUGGCUUAUGUUUUGCUGGUACCUGUGGUUCGGGCCUUUGUCCCACCGGGCACUAAUGCUUUUUUCCAAAAUGCGCAACAUAGAGAGCUUGCCGUUCGCAAGGAUACGCCACACUGGUUCGUCACGGUGGCGGAAGGAGAAACGGCUGUGCCGGACUCCAACGAGUCUAUCAACGUGACGGCAGUCAGCCUGGAGGCUUCGGCAGUUACUGUGACGGAUGUUGAAAAGGUAGAAAUAUCGGAAGCACAGAAAUUAAUGCAACAAGUGAAAGACGCCGGUACUGCCGGAAUCAUCUCGUACGCGCUCUGGGAGGUUGCUUUUUGGACGGUUUCGAUUCCCGUCGUAAUAUUUGGUUAUAUAGGCGUCACAGGGCACUGGCCAGAUCUCAGUGACAAUGACGAUAUUGCCAAGAUGGGAGCCGAGGCCUUUGCCUUUGUCAAUUUUGCCCGAUUUGCCGUCCCACUUCGAAUUGGUUUAGCGCUCUCGACCACACCGUGGAUUCAAAAUAAUGUGGUUGACAAGUUCUUCCACAAGGAGGAAAAAUGA